This is a messenger RNA of Paramecium primaurelia, 420 nucleotides long. Lineage: Eukaryota; Ciliophora; Oligohymenophorea; Peniculida; Parameciidae. The record is from the annotation of a GenBank genome assembly.
AUUUUCAGUUAACAUGUUUGAUGAGGAUUUUGAUUUAGGAAAAUAAGAAGAUUUGGCCAGGGAAGUGAAAGAAAUGGAGGUGAAAGCAAAUACAUUGCAAGAGAAAUCGCAGCAAGAUCGAUAUCUGGGUAUUCAUUUGAUGGAUCACUCUUAGAAUUCAGCGAAAUGGUAGUAAAUUCCUUUAAAAUGAUGGAGAAAAAAUUUAAUGAAAUGGAGUCUAAAUUUAGCAAGGUCUUAUAGUAUAAAAACAAAGAAAAUACUACAAGUAACAUUAGAUAAAAAAGUGUUUCAGUUGGAAAAAUAUACGCGCCUCCAAAAAUAUCAGCUGGUAAGAUUUCUUUACCUAAACAUUUACCCCCUCAAUUAAAGAAAAGCAUUUUAAAAACAAAAAAAUGAAUUGAAUUUAGUUACUAUUCCAAC